AUGUCUGACACAGUUUGGCGACCAGAAGAUGACCCAAACAUCAGACCCCCCCUUCAGGAAGGUCAGGUAUACAGGCCAGACAUACUCAAUGUGAUUGAGACGUCGCUCGAUAGACUGAGCGGAGAGCUGAGGGCUUUAAGUCUCGAUAUUCAUGACCAUCCAGAGCUAAAGUUCGAAGAAAAAUAUGCCCACGACGCAUACACUGCGAUUAUGGAAAAACAUGGUUUCACAGUAACUAAGAACUAUCUUCUUGAGACUGCCUGGGUUGCCACCUACACCCAUGGACAGGGAGGGCGCGUUUUGGGUAUCAACUCUGAGAUGGAUGCGCUCCCUGGGAUCGGACACGCUUGUGGACACAAUCUCAUUGGGAUAUCUGGAGUAGCGGUAGCUCUUGCAACUAAGGCCGCAAUGGAGAACCUGAACAUCGAUGGAAAGGUGGUUCUGCUGGGUACACCUGCUGAGGAGGGUGGGAUUGGCAAGGUCAAGUUGUAUGAAAAGGGGGCUUAUGACGAGAUGGAUGUGUGCCUGAUGUGCCAUCCCGCACCUGGCCCCCGCCACUCCAUUAGUUUGAGUGGCUCCUUGGCUGUCUCUCGCAUUACUGUGGAGUAUCAAGGUCAUACUGCCCACGCUGGGUUAAGCCCCUGGGAGGGACAAAACGCACUUGAUGCAGCUGUCCUUGCAUACAAUAACGUUUCUCUUCUUCGUCAGCAAAUUAAACCUACUCAUCGCGUGCACGGCGUCUUUGAAGGGAAGGAUUGGGCUCCAAACAUCAUCCCGGAUCACGCUAUAAUGCAGUGGUUAGUCCGUGCUCCCACAACCUUAGAGAUGGAGGAUACCAGAGAGCGCGUCUUUUCCUGCUUCGAAGCAGCCGCACUCGCAUCUGGAUGCAAAGUUCAAGUUACGCUUGAAUCAGUAAGCAACGAAAUCAGGCAAAACAAAGCACUGGGCGACGAACUUGCUGAUGUUGUUCUGAAGCGCUAUGGCGCUAUCGAUUACGAAUGGGGUAUCAAGAGUGCUUCUACUGAUUUCGGGAACAUUUCAUACUUGAUGCCUGGUCUCCACCCUGGUUUUUCCAUCCCGACCAUUCCAGAUGGUGGGAACCAUACCAUAGGAUUUACGGACGCUGCACGUUCCGAACUAUCCCAUGAUGCCUGUUUGGUGGUAUCGAAGGCGCUCGCGGCCGUAGGCAUGCGAGUGCUGACUGACGAGGCGUUCCUCCAGAAAGUCAUGGACACAUUUGAGGAAGAUAAGAAACUAAGAGGGUAG
Messenger RNA from Suillus paluster, 1266 nucleotides. RefSeq lists its product as uncharacterized. The transcript is spliced from 14 exons. Gene Ontology annotation, molecular function: dipeptidase activity. The record is from RefSeq and is a predicted model, not a curated record. NCBI's taxonomy places the organism in Eukaryota, Fungi, Basidiomycota, Agaricomycetes, Boletales, Suillaceae. Bases 1 to 1266 code for a protein of 421 amino acids.